CAGCACUGCACUUUCACAGUCCUUUCACACACGAGGCCCCCCAUCCCCCAAUGCCCGAGUCACCAGCAUCGCCGGCCCAGCCACCCUCGCAGCCGGGAUCGCCGCUCGAUGGCGCCGCUCCAUCCCCGGUGCCGGCACUGCUGCGAGGGUCCGUGCUGCUCCUGGCCUUCCUCGUCCUCGAGCUCGUGCUCUUCUGGUCCCUCCUCGACUCCCCCGUCAGCUUCCGCUUCCUCCCGGCGCCGGGACGGAGGAACACCACCUGGCCCAACGGCGCGGUCGACGCCGGCGCGUGCGAGGCGGGGCUCGUCUACGUCUACGACCUCCCACCGGAGUUCAACCACGACCUCGUCGACGACUGCGAGAGCCUGUGGCCCUGGUACUCGUUCUGCCCCUACCUAACCAACGGUGGCUUCGGCGAGGCGGCGGCCACGCUGCCCGUCUUCUUCAACGUCACGCGGAACGUGUCGUUGCACAGCUGGUACAACACUGACCAGUUCCAGCUCGAGGUCAUCAUCCACCGGCGCCUCCUAUCCCACCAGUGCCGCACCACCGACCCGUCGCAGGCCUCCGCGUUCUACGUGCCGUUCUACGUCGGCCUCGACGUCGGCAGCCACCUGUGGGGGGAUAACUCCACCGCCGCCGACCGCGACAGGGCGGGGUUUCGGCUGCUACGGUGGCUCAAGAACCAGACGUCGUUCCAGAGGUCCGGCGGGUGGGAUCACUUCAUCACGCUGGGGCGCAUCACGUGGGACUUCCGCCGCUACGGCGACGACGGGUGGGGCACCAACUUCGUGGUCCUGCCGGGGAUGGCCAACGUCACCCGCCUCGCCAUCGAGGCCGACACGCUGGACCCCAUGGACGUCGGCGUCCCGUACCCGACGGGCUUCCAUCCCCACGCCGCCGCGGACGUGCGCGCGUGGCAGCGCCACGUGCUCUCCCGCAAGCGCAGCAAGCUCUUCGGGUUCGCCGGCGCGCCGCGCUCCGGGUUCCGGAGCGACUUCAGGGGGGUGCUGCUGGAGGAGUGCGAGGACGCCGGGAGCGAGCGCUGCCGCGCCGUGGACUGCCGCGGCACGCGGUGCACCGACAACGGCGCGGCGGUGCUGGAGCUGUUCCUGGACUCGCGGUUCUGCCUGCAGCCGCGCGGGGACAGCUUCACGCGGGGGUCCAUGUUCGACUGCAUGGUGGCCGGCGCCGUGCCGGUGCUCUUCUGGCGGCGGACCGCGUACGACCAGUACCGGUGGUACCUGCCGCCGGGGCCGCGCGGCGACAAGGGGGAGUGGUCCGUGUUCAUCGACCGGCAGGCGCUGCGCGUGGGCAACGUGAGCGUGCGCGACGUGCUGGAGGGGAUCAGCGAGCGGCGGGCGCGGCGGAUGCAGGAGCGCGUGGUGGAUAUGAUCCCGCGGCUCGUGUACUCGUCGUCGUCCGACGGGCUCGGCGACGGCAUGGAGGACGCGCUGGAUGUGGCGCUGGGCGGCGUGCUGGAGCGGAUCCGACGGCGCCGGGGGAGCAUCGCGCGUGAAGCGCGUCCGGAAGGCCCAUUCGUCGCCCGGCGUGUCGACGUCAAAUCGACGGCGGCGGCGCCUCAUUCUGACGGCCAAAAUGGAUCGGCGGCGGCGAUCGGUCGUGGCGCGCCGGCAAAAACCAAGGGCCGCCAGCUUCGUCGUACAUGAAAACCGUCCUACCCGAAGCAUCGGCAUCGAUAAGCAAGACCUUGCUGAAAUCCUGAACUAAAACCGAAGACAUUGAAGCGUCUAUUUUAAAGAUGGCUCGAAGCACCGAUUGAUUCUGCGGCAUCUCGGAUCACGGAGAGCUGAACAAGCAUGGGCCGGGGUCAACAAUCGCAGAGAGUUAAAUCGAGAAAUGGGGAGCUGGUUCCUGUGGAACACGGGAGCGCCGCUUGCUGUUAGCCCAGGGUUUAAGAUAGGAUAAUGGUCAGUAGCAUGUUGUUUACUGCUACACUGCCGUGGUAGAUGCGCCGGUGUUAAUUGCAGUUGACCAGAGGGGGAGGAUUCGCUGCAGGAUCUAGAAGGUGGGUCAUGGCCGGAUUGAACGGAGAUUUGUACCCGCUGGCAUGGCUCAAACCUGGUGCCUGAACUAAGCUUGUGGCAUUACCUCAACAAAAAAGGGGGGAAAACGCAAAAAAAAAGAGAGACAUAGGAUCAUAGCUGGAUCAGAAGAAACCCUUGCAUUUAGUUUUUUGAGUGAGCACUUGACUGUACAAGAGUUAAUCUGAGAACUUUUAUUUGCGUCGAUCAGCUUGAAAUAAUCCGAUG
Panicum virgatum (switchgrass) is the source of this 2273-nucleotide messenger RNA. Its product is annotated as xyloglucan galactosyltransferase XLT2-like. Bases 51 to 1670 code for a protein of 539 amino acids. NCBI's taxonomy places the organism in Eukaryota, Viridiplantae, Streptophyta, Magnoliopsida, Poales, Poaceae. The transcript has 2 exons. Gene Ontology annotation, biological process: xyloglucan biosynthetic process. The record is from RefSeq and is a predicted model, not a curated record. Gene Ontology annotation, molecular function: galactosyltransferase activity.